Phalaenopsis equestris is the source of this 1625-nucleotide messenger RNA. Its product is annotated as F-box only protein 6. Gene Ontology annotation, molecular function: protein binding. Lineage: Eukaryota; Viridiplantae; Streptophyta; Magnoliopsida; Asparagales; Orchidaceae. The coding region runs from base 97 to 1422 and encodes 441 amino acids. The transcript is spliced from 3 exons. The record is from RefSeq and is a predicted model, not a curated record.
UAAAUUGUACGGCAAAACCCGGACGGGAAAUCAAUGGUAACAGCUGUAAAUAGAAACUGACGUUGGGAGGAGAAAGGGGGAGCUCGUCGGUGGGUGAUGGAGAGGGCAGCGGUGCUCCGGCACCUCUUCAGUGAAAUUCAGGAGUUCCGCGAAUUCUACGAGCGCAGGUGGGUUUCAUUUGAUUUUGAUGAUACUUCAGCUGAGGAUGAUUAUUGUGGUUGGGUAUCAGAAGCCAAGUCUGAAAUAAUUAAUUUGUUCGAAUCUAAUACGAGUCCAAACAAAAGAUCACGAACUGAAAAGAGUAGCAGCAGCACAUUGUUCACUAUUCCAAACUUAAUAGUGACAAUGGAGCAACAAAUAUGGAAGGAACUCCCUGUAGAUCUCUUGGAAGCUGUGAUUGCAAGGCUCCCAAUAGCCACUCUUUUUCGUUUCCGCUUGGUAUGCCGAAAGUGGAAUUCAUUGCUAAGCUCUACUAGCUUCGCUCGUCACUUCGCAGAAGUUCAGCAAACGAAUCCUUGGUACAUUGUUCAAAACAGGGUUCAUCGCUUUGAUGCUGCCAAAGACGGAGCCAUGUAUGACCCUUCUUCGAAAAAAUGGCACAACUUAUCCAUCCCAGUUCUCCGUUCGAAGAUCUUUUACAUCGUUGCUUCAGCCGGUGGCCUUGUUUGUCUCUUGGAUAUCAACAACAGGCACUUCUAUAUAUUCAACCCUCUUAUCAAUGCAGUCAAAGUGCUCCCGCCGAGGUCCACUCGUGUUCGUUCACGAGUGGCUGUGGGGAUGGUUUUGACAGCGAAUACGGCGAACGGAAGUUACAAGGUAGUCUUGCUUGGAUGCAAUGGAGAUCACGAGGUCUAUGACUCUGCGCUAGACCACUGGUCUCAUCAAGGGUCUUUACCUCAAAGUAUCAAGCUUCCGUUCACCUUAAAUUUCCGGUCGCCGACUGUGUGCAUUGGCAGCACGAUUUACUUUAUGCUAUCCAAUCCUGACGGAAUUUUGACGUACAAUGUCGCCACUGGUGUUUGGAAACAGUAUGUUAUUCCGUUACCUUUGCGUAUAACGGACCAUACAAUUGCGGAGUGCCAGGGAAAGGUUUUGCUCGUGGGACUGCUCUCGAAAAAUGCGGCGACGUGUGUUUGCAUAUGGGAGUUGCAGAAGAUGACACUUCUAUGGAAGGAGGUUGACAGAAUGCCAAAUAUUUCGUGCUUGGAGUAUUACGGGAAGCACGUAAAGAUGACUUGCGUGGGGAAUCAGGGGGUGCUCAUGCUGUCGUUGAGAUCAAUAAGGUCGAAUCGUUUCAUCACAUAUGAUUUGCACGAGAAGAGAUGGGAGAAGCUUCCAGAGUGUACGCUUCCCCUUAAUGAGAGGAAGCAGUGGAUAGCAUGUGGCACGUCGUUUUAUCCUUGUCCAACUGCUCGUCCUUGAUCAUGUUUUUUUAUCUUGUGCGAAGGCUUGGUCUCAUGUCACCACUCUGCUGAUGAAUAGGCUUUAGAUUUUGGUCCUACAUUGCUGCAAGUCUAAUUUUAAUAUCUCUAUUUCUGAAUAUCUGUCAUGUACUUGCUUUCUUUCUGGAUAUUAUAAUUUUCAUAAUUGUUAGAACUUAUAAAGUAUGUGAAAAUUUUAAAAAG